GUCACUUACAACAUUAAUCAGAUACUGCAUUUAAGUUCUCAUGAUCACAGUCUAUUCAAGCUGCUUCCCAUCUGAUUUUUGACAACUGCUUCUAAAAAUUUAUCGAGAAGACCAAGAAUUCAGUUGAUCUCCAUCGCUUUACAUAAAAAUGGCUGGGUAUAUUGCCAUGUUAACACUGCAUUAGGAGGUACACACAGAUGACAGUCAUGUCCCAUUCAAAGGAUCUCAAGGAUGACUUUCAUAGUGACACGGUACUCUCCAUUUUAAAUGAACAGCGCAUUCGGGGUAUUUUAUGUGAUGUCACUAUAAUUGUGGAAGAUACCAAAUUUAAAGCCCACAGUAAUGUACUAGCAGCUUCAAGCCUUUAUUUCAAAAAUAUUUUUUGGAGUCAUACAAUCUGUAUUUCCGGACAUGUCCUGGAGUUAGACGAUCUUAAGGCUGAAGUGUUUACUGAAAUACUUAAUUAUAUCUACAGUUCCACAGUAGUUGUUAAGAGACAGGCGACUGUAACAGACCUUGCAGCUGCAGGGAAAAAACUGGGAAUAUCAUUUCUGGAAGAUCUUACAGACAUUAAUUUUUCAAAUUCCCCUUGUCCAUAUGCAUUUUGUAUAACUGAAAAAGGGGUGGUCAAAGAAGAAAAAAAUGAAAAAAGACAUGAAGAUUCAGCUAUCACAAACGGGCCAAGAAUCACAAAUGCUUUUUCAAUUUUUGAAACUGAAAAUAAUAACAAUUUGUUUUCUCCACUUGACUUGAGAGCAAGUUUUAAAAAGGUAUCUGAGACAAUUAAAGCAACCAACAUUGGCCUUGAUAGGGAUGAUGUUGGAAAAGAUGCUGAGCCAGCCAGUACGUUAGCUGAACACUCCUAUGCAGUUUCUUCUGGAGGUGAUGCUUUUCAAGAAACUCCUUUUUUAGAACAUGACAGCAGCCCUCUGUACAAAAUGAGUGAAGACAAUUAUGAAACUCUUCCGACAACACCUCUAUUUCAACCAAUAAAACAAGCAUGUGGUACACCAAAGAUGGCCUUUAAAUCCCAAUGUACUGGUUUGGCUAUAGCAAAAAUAUCAGCCCCCAAAGUAACCAAUACAGAGGUUCAACAAGAAGCAGUUACAGAUCAAGCGAUUAUUCCUUUCCCUCAUGAUAAGGCAGGAGACUUACUUUUUUCCACAGAAGAGGAAAAUAAAUCUGCUAACAUCCCUGGACCCAGAGCAACAGUUAUUCCACCUGUUUACAGAUGUAACUGUUGUACCAGAUCAUUUGAUGACAGAGCUUUACUCAGUACCCAUCUUCAGCUUCACACAAAUCAUCAGGAACCUUUAAUAUGCAAAUACUGCAGCAAACAAUUUGCAAAUCUUAACAGACUGGAGAAUCAUGAACAAGUCUGCAGGAGUUCAGGCAGCAUAUCUGUUCAGAGUGGAAAUGAACAAAAAAUGUUAGAUAACUAUACUACUACUGAUGAAAGAAAUGGAAGCUCACAUGGAAACACAGAGCCUCUGUUGUCUGAAAACAAUAUUACUGAUUACUCCAGUGCAAACUGCACCUUGCCAGAAACAGAUCAUUUGGUUAAAGUUGUUGAUGGGCAGAUAUUAUAUACAUGCAUUGUUUGCAAACGUAGCUAUGUAACACUGUCUAGCCUUCGAAGACAUGCAAAUGUGCAUUCAUGGAGAAGAACUUAUCCUUGCCAUUACUGCAACAAAGUGUUUGCAUUAGCUGAAUAUCGUACCAGACAUGAAAUCUGGCACACAGGGGAAAGGCGUUAUCAGUGCAUUUUCUGCCUUGAGACUUUCAUGACCUAUUAUAUACUAAAAAAUCAUCAGAAAUCUUUCCAUGCAAUUGACCAUCGACUUGCAGUAAAUAAAAAAACAGCUAAUGGAGGCUUAAAGCCUAGCAUGUAUCCUUACAAACUUUAUAGGCUUUUACCUAUGAAAUGCAGAAGGCUACCUUAUAAGUCCUACCAGAAUUCUUCGUAUGAAAAUGUACAAGCAAGCAACCAAGUUAAUGAAGCAACUUCUGGUACCUGCAUUAUUCAGAAUUCUCUCAGCUCUGAACUACCUUCGCUGAAUUUUCAAAAUAAUAUAUUAACAAACAAUACCACUAUUUCCUUGAAUACAUCUUCAUGCAAUGAUGCAACAUCAUCUAUGAAUAUUCAGAAUAUUUCACCUUGGGCAGUAGGAAUGUUAAAUUCUGACCUACAAAGUGACUUUUUUACUGCAGAAAAAUCAGUGCCCCAAGCUGCAAAUGAACUUAGUUCUGGUUCUCAGGAAUGUGAUUCCUCCGUUCUGUCUUUCAGUAAUGUGAGUGAAAAUUCAACCUCUGUUAUUAACUAUAGCAGUUCAGCACCCUCGGUUAUAAUGCACAGUAGUAGAGUUUCAUCAGUAAUAAUGCACAGUAAUGCAGUCACUUCUAUGGGAAGCAGUAAGACAAUAUCCUCCAGUAAUACAGCCACUCAGUCCAUAAAAGAUGACUGUAAACAUGGGUCAGAUAAUUAUGGCAAAGGCAUUACUAAAGCAAAAACUAUUAAAGAAAAAAAGAAAACACUUCUGUACAAUAGAGGAGAAACACUCGAGGAGUUACAGUAUAUUACAGGAUCUGGAGGUUCAUCUAACAAGACUACAGAUACUGUUCAAGAAUCAAGUAAAACUGAAACCUACAUUGCAAAGCCUGCCUUACCUGGAACAUCAACUGAUAGUAAUGUUGCUCCUCUUUGUCAAAUAACAGUAAAAAUUGGGAAUGAGGCUAUUGUAAAAAGACAUAUUUUAGGUUCCAAACUGUUUUAUAAAAGAGGAAGAAGGUCUAAAUGUGAAUCUGAACAGGACAAUCAGCCUCAGGAGACUGAAACAGAGAGAAAAGAAAGAAGCCCAGCUAGGCUUUGCAGAUCAGAAUGUAUGGAACUGACUGAAAUGUGUGAUGAUGUAAGUGAUCAGGAUUCCAAUGACAAACCUUGGAGACCUUAUUAUAAUUACAAACCCAAAAAGAAAUCUAAACAGCUAAGAAAAAUUAGAAAAGUCAAAUGGAGGAAGAAUCAUGGAAACAAGAACUCCAGUAGUGAAAGUGAAAAUACAUGCAAUAGAGAGUAUGCACUUAGAAAAAUUCCUGAAGAAAAGGGCAUCAAUAAAGAAGGAAACACAGAAAUGCCUAAUCUUCAUUGUGAGCUCUGUGAGAGAGAGAAAUCUUCCACUGAAGAAAUCCAGGAACCUAUACAUUGGCAUGUACCUACUUCAAAGCCUUAUAUUUGUGAAUUAUGCCAAAAGCAGUUCCAGAGCCCAUCCACACUAAAAAUGCAUAUGAGAUGUCAUACUGGAGAAAAGCCGUAUACUUGUAAAACCUGUGGUAAGUGUUUUUCAGUUCCAGGAAACCUACAGAAACAUGAACGUAUUCACUUGGGUGUCAAGGAUUUUGUCUGUCAAUAUUGUAGUAAGGCAUUCACUUUAAAUGAAACGCUUAAAAUACAUGAAAGAAUACAUACUGGAGAAAAACGCUACCACUGUCAAUUCUGCUUACAGAGUUUUUUAUAUCUUUCUACCAAAAGGAAUCAUGAGCAAAGACAUGUACAUGAACACAAUGGAAAAGGAUAUGCUUGUCUUCAGUGCCCCAAAAUUUGCAAGACAGCAGCUGCUCUUGGAAUGCACCAGAAGAAACAUCUAUUCAAAAGCCCAAGUCAACAGGAUAGAAAAGAGUAUUUGUGUAAUGAAAGCUCUAAACAUUUGGAAAAUCAACAUUUCAUUGACUCAGAUGGGAAUGAAGUUAAUAGUAUACAGAGUAUGACUCCAAAAGUUAUACUUUGAGUGACAGUUGUCAAAAACAAGAAAAGAGCACUGGAGAAAAAUAUAUAGAAGCGUGGAAUGCAAAGGAAACUCCAGAUUUAGGCAGGUUCAAAAAAUGUAGAUAACAUUUCUUCGUCCAAAUAACUUUCAUAUAUUAGUACAGUAUAUGCAAAAAAUACACUGCAACAGAAAAGCUAGGAAUAUUUGCAAUAGUCUAAACAUAGCAUGAGGGAGAAUAAAAGUCUGAUCCAAAAUAGUUCUGCAACAGUGAAUGGCUGUAAUACAUACACAGAAGAAAACAGUAGGACAGUAGGUCCAAUCAGAACCUUUUUAGUUGGAGUUACACGCAACUAGCCAUUGAACUGUCUUAAAUGUACAAUACUGUAUUUGAUUCUGAAUCACUUUGGACAUAAUAAAGGCCAAAUAUAUGGGUUCAGAGCACAUUCACUAUGAAGAAUUUGUGCUACAGAAGAUGAUGUGAUGCAUUUAUACUCAAACUUUCAUGGUAUUGUGUUUAUAAAUGAAAAAUAAAAUGUAAAAGAUCAUGGCCUAAUGUAUACAGUAUCUUAAAAUAAUCCGGUAAAGAUAGAAAAUGUUUAUUGAAUGUGAGUAUGAAGUAUAGUUCAGUUUUGGAAAACUUUUCUGUAUCUCAAACCUUGGUUUAUACUGUUGUAUGAUUAUUACAUUUUACACUAUCUAUAUUCAAUUUUACAAUUACAUUGAUAAGCAAUGGGUAUCUGAGUGUCAAUGAGGAUUGGAAGCCCUGAUUCAUGAUACUCCUGUGGUAUUCAAUAAAUGUUCAUCUUAAAUA
This is a messenger RNA of Malaclemys terrapin pileata, 4572 nucleotides long. RefSeq names its product zinc finger and BTB domain containing 38 (gene ZBTB38). Gene Ontology annotation, biological process: regulation of transcription by RNA polymerase II. Bases 198 to 3782 code for a protein of 1194 amino acids. Gene Ontology annotation, cellular component: nucleus. Gene Ontology annotation, molecular function: DNA-binding transcription factor activity, RNA polymerase II-specific; protein binding; RNA polymerase II cis-regulatory region sequence-specific DNA binding. NCBI's taxonomy places the organism in Eukaryota, Metazoa, Chordata, Testudines, Emydidae. The transcript has 3 exons. The record is from RefSeq and is a predicted model, not a curated record.